AUGGUCGACUCCGGCGUCCCGCUCGACAACAUCACCUACUCCACCCUCAUCACCGCCGCCCGCCGCUGCCGCCAGUUCGCCAAGGCCGUCGAGUGGUUCGAGCGCAUGUACUCCCCGCCCAGCGGCGUGCUCCCCGACGAGGUCACCUACUCCGCCGUCCUCGACGUCUACGCGCAGCUCCGCAUGAAGGAGGAGGUGCUGGCGCUCUUCGACCGCGCCCGCGGCAGCGGCUGGAAGCCCGACCACGUCGCCUUCGCCGUGCUCGCCAAGAUGUUCGGCGAGGCCGGCGACUAUGACGGCAUCCAGUUCGUCUUCAAGGAGAUGCGGGAGGUGGGCAUCAAGCCCAACAUCUUCGUCUACAACGCGCUGCUCGAGGCGCUCGGCAAGACCGGCAAGCCGGGCCUUGCCCGCAACCUGUUCGAGGAAAUGGCCGCCGAGGGCGUCGAGCCCAACGCGCGCACGCUCACCGCGGUGGCCAAGAUCUACGGCCGGGCGCGCUGGGGCCGCGACGCGCUCCAGCUCUGGGACCAGAUGCGCGACAAGAAGAUCCCCGCCGACAGCAUCCUCUGCAACACGCUGCUCAGCAUGUGCGCCGACGUGGGGCUGGUGGCCGAGGCCGAGCAGCUCUUCGAGGAGAUGAAGGACCCGGACCUCACCGACGUCCCCCAGCCGGACAAGUGGAGCUACACGGCCAUGAUCAACAUCUACGGGAGCAUCAAGGACGCCGACCGCGCGCUCCAGCUGUUUGUGGAAAUGCUCCAGAGCGGCAUAGAGGCCAACAUCAUGAGCUACACCAUCGUGAUCCAGUGCCUCGGCAAGGCGAACAGGAUACGGGACGCCGUGGAGGUGCUCGAGGCGGGGCUGGAGAGGGGCCUCAAGCCCGAUGACCGGCUAUGCGGGUGCCUGCUCUCCGUCGUCGCGCUAAGCAGCGGCGAGGAGACGGAGCUGGUGCUCGGAUGCCUCGAAAAGUUCAACGGAAACCUAGUCAAGCUGAUCAGGAUGCUCGGGGACGACCAGGUGGGCGCCGACGAGCUCAAGGAGCAGCUGAAGGCCGUGCUGAAUGCCGCGGAGACCGAGGUGCGCCGGCCCUACUGCAACUGCCUGAUCGACAUAUGCCAGAACCAUGGCCUCCCCGCCCGGAGGCCGAGGGAGCUCUUCCGGCUCGCCCAGGGCUACGGCCUCUACUCCAAGCUCCACAUCAGGAAGGAUGACGAGUGGCUGCUAGACCUGCGGUCGCUCUCGGUUGGCGCUGCUAAGACGGCGUUCGACGACUGGAUGGUGGCCCUCUCGGAGCGCGCUGCGCAGGGCCAGACCCUGCCACAGUCCUUCAACGUGUUCACCGGUUCCAGCACCCACAAGUUCGCGCAGGGGCUGGCCAGCGCCUUCGCCGCCCACCUCAAGGAGGCCGCGGCGCCGUUCCGCCCGAGCGAGUCCCAGGUCGGCAGCUUCGUCAGCUCCAGGGACGAGCUAGUCCCGUGGCUGCAGACGAGCAGCCCGUCGUCUCCGGGUUGCUUCAGUAUCUGUUGGCACUGA
Messenger RNA from Triticum turgidum subsp. durum (durum wheat), 1533 nucleotides. The record is from the annotation of a GenBank genome assembly. NCBI's taxonomy places the organism in Eukaryota, Viridiplantae, Streptophyta, Magnoliopsida, Poales, Poaceae.